AAAUAGGGAGGAGGAAGUUCAGUUUUGCCGCGAAAGCAGUGGUCAGCCCCAUUGUUUGCAGAAGUCGACGGCUGCGGGAUUUUAAAUUUGAAUAAUAAUCUAUUUUGCUUGCAAAAUGUCUGGAUUUGACGACCCUGGAAUUUACUAUAGUGCCAGCUUCGGAGGGGGCGAACAAGGCCCAGAUGAGGGUGGACAGAAGCGAAUUCAGAUCAAGAAACGGUUCCGUGAAUUUCUCCGACAAUUUAGAGUAGGAACCGACCGAACUGGCUUCACAUAUAAAUACAGAGAUGAGUUGAAGAGACACUACACCCUGGGAGAGUACUGCAUUGAGGUGGAAAUGGAGGACCUCGCCAGCUUUGACGAGGAUCUUUCCGAUUGUCUGUACAAGCUGCCUUCAGACAAUCUGCCUCUGUUGGAGGAGGCUGCCAAGGAGGUAGCCGAUGAGGUGACGCGUCCACGUCCAACCGGAGAAGAAACUGUGCAGGACAUUCAAGUCAUGCUGAAGAGUGACGCACAUCACGCUUCUAUCCGAAGCCUUAAGUCUGAGCUGGUGUCUCAUCUUGUGAAAGUACAUGGCAUCAUCAUCUCAGCCACCCCUGUGAAGGCCAAGGCCACCAAAGUGUGUCUGCAGUGUCGCAGCUGUCGUCAUAUCAUCAACAACAUCCCUUUGCCUCCGGGCCUACAGGGCUACGCGCUUCCUCGCAAGUGCAGCAACACAAGUAACACAGCAAAACUGAAGUGCCCCGUGGACCCUUAUUUUAUCAUCCCGGAUCGCUGCGUUUGUGUCGACUUUCAAACCCUCCGACUGCAGGAAUCUCCAGAUGCUGUCCCGCAUGGAGAAAUGCCUCGGCACCUUCAGCUCUACUCUGACAGGUACCUGUGUGACCGUGUGGUCCCAGGGAACCGAGUAACCAUCAUGGGUAUCUACUCUAUCAAGAAGACAGCUGCUGUGAAGGCCAAAGGAAAAGAGAAGAGUGCUGGAGUGGGAAUUCGUGCAUCCUACCUGAGAGUGGUCGGCAUCCAAGUUGACACGGAAGGCGCAGGUCGUGGUGCUACUGGAUCAGUGUCUCCACAGGAAGAGGAGGAGUUGCGCUCGCUGGCCGCUUCUCCUGAUGUUUACACUUCCCUGGCUCGCUCCGUUGCUCCCUCAAUCUACGGCAGCGAAGAUCUCAAAAAAGCCAUCACCUGUCUGUUGUUUGGUGGUUCAAGGAAGAGACUGCCUGAUGGUCUCACUCGCAGAGGAGACAUCAACCUGCUCAUGCUUGGAGAUCCUGGUACAGCCAAGUCUCAGUUACUCAAGUUUGUGGAGAGAUGUGCGCCCAUUGGGGUUUACACUUCAGGAAAGGGCAGCAGUGCUGCUGGUCUUACUGCUUCUGUUUUGAGGGACCCGGCCACACGUGGGUUCAUCAUGGAGGGUGGCGCCAUGGUUCUGGCCGAUGGCGGCGUUGUCUGUAUUGAUGAGUUUGACAAGAUGCGAGAAGAUGACAGAGUUGCCAUCCAUGAGGCCAUGGAGCAACAGACCAUCUCCAUCGCCAAGGCUGGCAUCACUACCACUUUGAAUUCUCGCUGCUCUGUGCUGGCUGCUGCCAAUUCUGUGUUUGGCCGCUGGGAUGACACCAAGGGGGAGGAGAACAUUGACUUCAUGCCCACCAUCUUGUCUCGUUUCGACAUGAUCUUCAUCAUCAAAGACUUGCAUGACCACCAGAGAGACAUGACACUAGCUCGUCACGUUAUGAACGUUCAUCUGAGUGCCCAGACGCAAACUGAGGCAGUCGAGGGUGAAAUUACGCUGGCCACCUUCAAGAAGUACAUUGCCUUUGCCAGAACUAAAUGUGGCCCUCGUCUCUCUGCUGCUGCGGCCGAGAAGCUGAAAAACAGAUACGUGCUGAUGAGGAGCGGCGCAAGAGAGCACGAGAGGGAAACCGAUAAGAGAGCCUCCAUCCCAAUCACUGUCAGACAACUGGAGGCUGUGGUGCGUAUUGCGGAGUCAUUGGCCAAAAUGAAGUUGCAGCCUGUCGCUGGAGAAGAAGAAGUAGAUGAAGCGCUGCGUCUCUUUCAAGUUUCCACACUGGAUGCCGCACUCUCCGGCAGCCUCUCGGGUGUGGAAGGUUUUACUACUCAAGAGGACCAGGAAAUGAUUUCCCGCAUUGAAAAGCAGUUAAAGAGGCGCUUUGCAAUUGGCUCCCAAGUAUCUGAGCACAGUAUCAUCCAAGAUUUCACCAAACAGAAAUAUCCCGACCACGCCAUCUACAAAGUCCUUCACCUGAUGUUGAGGAGGGGUGAGCUUCAGCACCGUAUGCAGAGGAAAGUGCUCUACAGAGUCAAAUAGACAAUUCAUUGGCAUAUGUAAGUAGUUUGAAGUCCUCACAUGAUCAUCUGAGCUCUUGAAGUCAUGUAUCAACUUUUGAGGCAAGAUUGUUGCUGUUGCGCUGCCACGGGUGUUUUUGUAGUACAAAAAAUGCAUUCCCUGUAAUUAAUUACUAUUUUGAAAAUCCUAAAUAAAAAAUUCUAAUGGCAAA
This is a messenger RNA of Syngnathus acus (greater pipefish), 2519 nucleotides long. RefSeq names its product minichromosome maintenance complex component 5 (gene mcm5). Gene Ontology annotation, cellular component: nucleus; MCM complex. Gene Ontology annotation, biological process: DNA replication; double-strand break repair via break-induced replication; DNA replication initiation. The coding region runs from base 116 to 2329 and encodes 737 amino acids. Gene Ontology annotation, molecular function: 3'-5' DNA helicase activity; DNA replication origin binding; single-stranded DNA binding. The record is from RefSeq and is a predicted model, not a curated record. Lineage: Eukaryota; Metazoa; Chordata; Actinopteri; Syngnathiformes; Syngnathidae. The transcript has 16 exons.